CACGUUUGUGUUUUAGGGGGGCUGCGGGGAGGCUGGAAAAGGCGCUGGAGGGAGCUGGUGCCUUGGGAGAAGACGGAGAGUCUACAGGCUGGGCUGCCACCCUCUGGGCUCCCGGUGCCCGCAGCACCCAAUUUGGGAACGUUUUUGUCUGGGUGCCUCGGGAUGGAUGUGCCCAAGCGUCCUGGUGACCGCACCUGGGCGGAAAGUCCUGGACACGGGCGCAGCAGCAGCAGCAGCGAUGGCAACGCUCUACCCCUCGCUGGAGGACAUGAAAGGCCACCAGGUCCUGCAGGCGCAGGCAGCCGCUGGUGUCGGCACCCCCGCCACGACGCUGCUCACGGAGAAGCCGAAGCUCCCCUCUGCACCGCCCAUGCUGUACCCCAACCUGGCGGAGCUGGAGGACUACAUGGGACUCGCGCUCUCCAGCGAAGAGAUCCAGAAAAAACUCUUCCCGGACAGCAGCACCGCGCUGACCCCCGCCGGCCCCCUGCCGGGCCAGCUGGUCGCCCCCCUGAGCGGGAACAACGCGGGGCUGCGGCGGGCGGAGAUCAAGCCGGGCGUGCGGGAGAUUCACCUCUGCAAGGACGAGAAGGGCAAAACGGGGCUGCAGCUGAGAAACAUCGACCAGGGCAUCUUCGUGCAGCUGGUGAAGGCCAACUCGCCGGCCUCGCUGGUGGGGCUGCGUUUCGGUGACCAGAUCCUGCAGAUCGACGGCAAGAACUGCACGGGCUGGAGCAGCGACAAGGCGCACCGGGCGCUGAAGAAAGCGUCCCCGGAGAAAAUCGUCAUGGUGGUGAGGGACAGGCCGUUCCAGCGCACGGUCACGGUGCACAAGGACAGCACCGGCCACGUGGGUGUCGUGGUGAAGAAGGGGAAAAUCGUCUCGCUGGCCAAGGACAGCUCGGCCGCCCGCAACGGCCUCCUGACCCACCACUACAUCUGCGAGGUCAACGGCCAGAACGUCAUCGGCAUGAAGGAUAAGCAGCUCACUAGGUGCUGGCGGACGCAGGGGAACGUCGUCACGCUCACCAUCAUCCCCGCCGUGAUCUACGAGCACAUGGUCAAACGGCUGUCGGCGGGGCUGGUGAAGUCGUCCAUGGACCACUCCAUCCCCGACCUCUGAUGCGAUCGCCGCUGUCCCGCCACCGGUGUGGGCACCCCCCCGGCCGAGCCUGGAAGUGGGGGGGCUCAGAGGGACCCUAGAAGGGACCCCUGCAGCCCCCCAAAGUAGCUGUUGUAGCACAGAAACCCAUAAAAGCCUGGGGCUGCAGGGCAGCGCAGCGCCGUCCCGCAUCCUCGCUCUCAGCAGUGGGGAUGGGGAAGGUGCCCCCACCUCCACGCUGCCUCCCCUUGUCCCAGGGUCCCCCCCCAGGUCCCCUCGUGUCCCCUGUGGCCUCUCGGGGCAGAUGCCAAAAGCUGGCUCCAGCGAAAGCAGACACAGACCCAGCGACGUUUAUUACAUCCACCACAGACAGCGAGUACAGGACAGUGGAGAACGAGAGAAGA
Anas platyrhynchos (mallard) is the source of this 1506-nucleotide messenger RNA. RefSeq names its product syndecan binding protein 2 (gene SDCBP2). The record is from RefSeq and is a predicted model, not a curated record. Lineage: Eukaryota; Metazoa; Chordata; Aves; Anseriformes; Anatidae. Gene Ontology annotation, molecular function: protein binding. Gene Ontology annotation, cellular component: plasma membrane; cytoplasm.